AUGGCUGCAAAUAAUAGUACACAUUUUCAUAAUGUGGAUGAUGAAGAAUCUCAAAAUAAUGGAACCAAGAUUCAGCCUGUCUCCUCGACUCCGGGGGUACGAAAUUGGAGUUCAGAGCCUGAAAAGAAACAUCAGAAGUCUCCCUUAUUGAGUGAGAUGCUGGGACUCAAUGAACUCUUUUCUUUGGAUGUUUGGCGAGCAUCGAUAGGCGAACUUCUGGGCACGGCUGUUCUCGUGUUCAUGCUCGACACAAUCGUGAUCUCAACAAUCGAGUCUGACGUCAAAAUGCCAAACCUAAUACUGUCGGCACUGGCGGCAAUCAUAAUCGCGAUUCUCUUACUGGCGGUGCAUCCGAUUUCCGGUGGCCACAUAAACCCGAUUAUCUCCUUUUCGGCCGGCCUAGUCGGAAUAAUUUCCAUGUCUAGGGCUUUUGUCUACAUAUUGGCACAAUGUUUAGGAGGUGUUUUAGGUGCUCUCGCACUUAAGGCAGUGGUAAGUAGCUCAAUUGAACAAAGUUUCUCACUAGGAGGCUGCACAUUAACAGUUGUAGCACCAGGCCCAGAUGGACCCAUUACGAUUGGGCUGGGGACGGCCCAGGCCCUAUGGCUAGAGAUAUUUUGUAGUUUCAUUUUUCUGUUUGCUUCGAUUUGGAUGGCGUAUGAUCAUAGGCAGGCUAAGGAGUUGGGCCAUGUGCUGGUUUUCGUUAUAGUUGGAAUAGUGUUGGGUCUGCUGGUGUUCGUUUCGUCUACUGUUACGGCCCAAAAGGGGUAUGUUGGGGCUGGAAUGAAUCCAGCUAGGUGUAUUGGGCCUGCCGUUGUUAGAGGCGGACAUCUUUGGGAUGGGCACUGGGUGUUUUGGGCUGGGCCGGGUAUUGCUUGUGUGGCGUUCUAUUUGUACACGAAGAUCAUCCCAAGCCAGCACCACAGGGCAAAGGCAUAUGAUCAUGAUUUUUAUAAUGUUGUGAAGGUUUUGUUCGGGGCACGAAGUCUUUGA
Molecule: messenger RNA, 993 nt
Organism: Striga hermonthica
Lineage: Eukaryota; Viridiplantae; Streptophyta; Magnoliopsida; Lamiales; Orobanchaceae
Source: the annotation of a GenBank genome assembly